This is a messenger RNA of Rhipicephalus microplus (southern cattle tick), 2105 nucleotides long. RefSeq names its product general transcription factor IIIC subunit l(2)37Cd (gene l(2)37Cd). Lineage: Eukaryota; Metazoa; Arthropoda; Arachnida; Ixodida; Ixodidae. Gene Ontology annotation, biological process: transcription initiation at RNA polymerase III promoter. Gene Ontology annotation, molecular function: RNA polymerase III type 1 promoter sequence-specific DNA binding; RNA polymerase III type 2 promoter sequence-specific DNA binding. The record is from RefSeq and is a predicted model, not a curated record. Gene Ontology annotation, cellular component: transcription factor TFIIIC complex.
ACAUCAACAUCGCCCGAAACCGUAAUGGCGCAGCGCAGCGCUUACUUUCAAGACUUUCGAGCAUGUUUCAGACAUUUCUCAGUCGCCACCGAUAAACCGAAGAGGAACUGAUUCUGUGAUACCGCUGUUUUAAUGGCUAGCUGUCAUAGUGAAGUAUAGCGGUAGCGAGUCAAAACAAGGCCACAUUGUUCUAACGUCAUCUACGCACUUAAUGAAAUAGUCGCGCAAAGCUUGGAUCAGAACGACAUGACGGCAUUGACGUUCAAGGAUCGGAAGCUCGUGCUUGUCGAGUACCCGGCGAUCGUUAAAAACACGGACAGAAUGAUGAAAAGCCUCGGUGGUAUUGAAGAGAUCUCCAAGACCUACGCAGACCCGACGCGGAGGCUGGAGAUGAAGUUCAGGCCGGAAGAUCCGUACUGCAAGAGCGCCUACGGCAACAAUACGGACGUGUCCUGCCUCGUCUUGAAAGUGAAGAAGAACCGCGGCAACGCGGAUGAACCGUACACCGUGACAAUCGAAGGCACCAUUUCUACGGCCUACAAAUUUCGUGGCAUGGUGGAUUUCCAGUAUUUACCCAUGAGAAGAAAAGCAGAUGGAACUGGGUACGAGUCUUUGCUCGACCAGCUCAUUCCACCGCCCAUGUCAUCAACAGACUGGCUAAUGAAAGACGCGCCGGUCUUCAUACUGCCCCAAGUGUUCUCUCGUCUUGACACCAUGUCAAUACAGGCUCUCCGAGACGAGCCAAAACGACGUGAGCUGGCGUCGGGGACACCGUUCCGUCCGAGAAAUGCCAUGAUUGGCCGAACUCGUGACCGCCGUGUGAAGUUUGCUUGCUUCCUAAAUUUCGACGAGGAAGACGUGCCUACAGAGCCAAAUCCAGAGGCCUGGAAACAGUUGGAAUGGCGUCCUCCAGAUGUGAACAUCAAGCAAAGGGUUCAAGCGCUGUUCCAGCAGCGGCCUUUGUGGACACGCAGUGCUCUCCAAGUGGAACUUAACGUACAGCCAGUACGGUUCAAGCUCAUUCUGCCCGUGGUGGCUUACUAUGUCGUGAACGGACCUUUCCGUACUGCCUGGGUACGCUUGGGGUUUGACCCCCGCAAGGACCCGUCAACAAAGAUCUACCAGAUUCUCGACUUUCGGCUCAAAACAUCACCAUGUGCAAUGAUGCUCAACGAAGUGUCGACAAAGCGCGGCAGCUCGGCCUACCUCGUCCCGACCAAGGUUCUGGGAUCUAAUGCGCGGCCCAUCCAUGCCCAGACAGACUACCUGCAAGGACAUUGCAAGGACACCACAGCUAAAUCGUCAACGAAGUUCGACAGCCAAUUGCUGGUGAGCUAUUUGCCGGGCAAGCUCCCGCCUUACCGCCAGAUGUUUUACCACCUGAAGGAUAUCUGCAUGGCCAGCGUCCAGAAGUUGGUGCACGCCAACGACGGCCGUGAAGCAGCGACUUGUCACGAGAGGGAUGGCUGGUGCGAGGAGGGCACCAUGAACAAGUGCCGCCAGUUAAUGAUGGCCGAAUUGAAGGCCACGGUCGACAAGAUUAGGAGCGAACAGCCGUCGACAUCGCGGGAAGAAAGCCCAGUGGCACUCGAAGAAGACGACGAGUUCGAUGACUUCUCGGAUGACGAAGGGGACGAAGAUUGACUCACCGCUCAACCACAUUCGUAUAAAGUCAGAGCAGAAGACUGCAUUUGAAAAGUCGCAAAGUUGCAAAGCAGAUGUGCUUUGGCCAUAUGGGAUUGAGAGUGCAGCUUGGCCAGAGGAUGAUUAAGAUCUCAAUUACAUUACAGGCAAGAAAGUUUGUGAAGAUUGUCUUGCAUUACUGAUGUCUGAAGAAGUUCACCGAGGUGAGCUCACAGAAAUGUACAGUGCUAAUUACACCAAUCGCUACAGCAGGGUCAUGCAAAGUUUUCAAGCCCACCUUGUCCCAUCAUCUCGUAAAUUAAGUGGAGGAUAUGCUGCUAGGGUAUGCGAGUGAAGUGUAACGGUGCUCUGUUUUCUUAAAGACCAUCUGUGAGGUGGUUUCGCUCUGUGUAAACAUAAAACUUGUAGUGUAAAUAAAUGUUUUUCAAACAGCCUUGGCAAAGUACUGGGGCUGUCUAACA